Molecule: messenger RNA, 3017 nt
Organism: Asterias rubens (European starfish)
Lineage: Eukaryota; Metazoa; Echinodermata; Asteroidea; Forcipulatida; Asteriidae
Product: mesencephalic astrocyte-derived neurotrophic factor homolog
Exons: 4
Coding region: 232-777 (181 amino acids)
Biological process (GO): neuron projection development; dopaminergic neuron differentiation
Cellular component (GO): endoplasmic reticulum
Source: RefSeq, a predicted model, not a curated record
GUUGUUUUUAGUAAAAAUUGCAUGUGUACAUUUUUGAUUUCACAAUUCACAGCACAAACAGCUGAUUUUCGGACCCCCUUUUUCUCGAGUGUGACUACAAUGCUUACAAAACUGCUGUAGAGACAAGUUGUCGUCAUAUCUUUGCUCCAUUUGGUCAUCUUCGUGGUUUUUUUUUUAAGCUCAGCAAUUUGUUAAAAUUGAGUUGAAAUUGGGCUCAUUCUUUUACAGAAAAUGAACGUUCAGAGCAUGGCUGGUUUGUGUGUGGCAGCAGCGGUCGUCUGCAUGUUGAUGUUGGUUCAGACCUCAGAGGCGAAAUUAAAAGACAGAGAAUGUGAAGUGUGUAUUGCUGCCUUGAACAAAAUUGAAAAGACAAUCACAAAAAAACAGCGUGAUGAAGGACGGGACGGCAUUGAAAAAGCAAUAAGGAAAUACUGCAAGACGGCCAAAAAUAAAGAAAAUUCUUUCUGUUAUUACAUUGGUGGGACAUCAGAUGCUGCAACCGGGUCACUCGGGGAGGUCAGCAAGCGGUUAGUCAACUACGUGCCUACUGAGAAAAUCUGCACUCAUUUAAAGAAGCUUGACUCACAAAUAUGCGAGCUGAAAUAUGAGAAACAAAUUGAUUUGGACGCAGUGGACCUGAAGAAACUUAAAGUGAGAGACCUGAAGAAGAUCCUGAAUGACUGGGGAGAGGAAUGCAAGGCUUGCACAGAGAAAUCAGACUUUAUUAAACGUAUUGAGCAUCUUAAGCCAAAGCAUUUCAAGAAAGCAGAGUUAUAGUUCAAAUUAUCUGGGGGUUGGGUUGUAUGGAAGAUGGUAUAUAUUUGUUAAAAGUGUGUGUACAUCAAGUGUAAAUGGAAAUGGUGUCCGUACAUUGAGCCCAGCUGGAGUCAGUACUGUGUUUGUGGACCAUGUAUCCAAACUGGCUGAACUACGUCAGGCUGGUACUCUCAGCUGGUUAAAAUUUGUUCUGUUUAGGAGCCCGACUGGCUUGGUGGUUUCGAUAGAGCAUCCUUCCCAUCUUCCACGGUAAGAUGCAAUAUGAAAGUCUGCAGUUUCUGUUUAUGUUUGCUUUACUAUAGACCUUAUGCACAUGAAGUCAUUUCAGUAGGGCGCCCUCACCUAGAGGUCAAAAGUAGGUUGUUCAUUUUAAUUGGCCAAUCAUGUGCGUCGCGCGCACAAACAUGACAAAUCUAGAUGAUGUCAAUGCAACGGGUCUAUAAUACACAACACAUGCAGUUUAAUGAUUCCAAAUGGUUGGUCAAUUUACACAUUUUAUGGACUGCAGAGUAGGAGGUUAAACUGUUUCGAAAGACUGUCAUAGUUUUUUAACGUACACAGACGAGAUCAAAAGCACUUCAACUCAUAUAAAAUUAACAUGAACAUUUUGGCAAAUUUUAUCCAAGCUGUAUCAUUUUCAAAAUAACAUUCUUUUUUUCUCUGGGGGACAGUGUGCUGGCUGAUACAAAAUGUACAUCAAUUAGCGUAGCAGUUAAUUUGCACACCUAUUGUGCACAACUGUUAUCUUUAUGUUCUUUAUUUAUAACUUCUUUUGUACAUUUAGCACAAAUCGUUUACUCGGGGCUAUAAGGUUGUUAUUGGACCUUCUGGUAAAUUGAGUUUAUUGAUUAAAAGUGGUCUCCAAAUUGAUUAUUGACCAUUUACUUUUGGAUUUUGAAUUGUUGUAAAAAAGUAAAUGCAUUUUGCACUCGGUGACCUUUCAAUUAUAAGUACUGUGAAUAUGAAAUUGCAAUUUACAAUCUUAUAGCACUGAUCUGACAAAAUUAUGUCUACACUUACAGUAUCCCAGUAUCCCCCCCCCCCCUCCAAUGUCAAACUGGUAGAAUUGUUUUGGUUGGAUCAAACAAGCAUUCCACUGUAGACCUUAUCGCAAAUACACGGUUCGGGUGCAGGUGGAAUGAGGUGCAUGCAGGUACACCAGCAUGCACCUCAUUCAACAGUUAGCGUUUGCGCAAAGGGUAUUUGCGAAAAGGUCUUUAUAAUGUGUACUUUAACCAGUCCAUUGGACUGCUUGAACUUUCCAACGUGUGUACAGAGUUGUGUAGGAUAGGUCUUGAAGUUCGGCACAAUCUAUCGGUCCAGAGGAAUGCUCCGGUGGUCAAAUGGAUUGUGUGUGUGUCGGGAUUUCAUUUUUGAAAGGGCCAGGCCAUUUUCAUUUUGCAAAGGGCACUUCCAUUGGAAUAUCUUAAAGUCAAUGGAGAACUUUUGAAGGGCACCAAGGCCAAGAUUAGGGGCACAGAUGCCAUGGCCUCCGUGGCCUGCAUGUCAUUCCACGUCUGGUUUGUGUGCCUAUAAGGGUGUUCUUUUAAGACGCUCUUCUCUUGAUAUUUACUUGAUGCAGUUGGUAUCGGACCUGGGUGUUAAGGGAGUGCUUAUUGUGUCAAUAAGUUUUGUCCUCUGACAGAGACGCUAAUGUGUUUUAGAAACUUUCUACUUUGUUUUCACUUCUUUUUCAAGAAAUAUUACAACUUAAUUGUGGAAGUUUCACUGUAACUUUGCUAAGCCUCAGGUUUUUUCUGGAAACAGUGUUUUGAUGUCAUCGUUGGUGCAUUUUUAUACCAGUUUUAAGUGUUAAAAAGUUGCUUAGUAGCCCAGUAAAUGAACUUGUGUAUUAUUAUUCGUCAUCUUUUUAAAAUUCAAGAGGAAAUCUCAACCGGAAAAUAGGCUUCAGUGACAUUGGUUUUUGUACAAGUGUUCCUCUCGCUCACAAGCAAACUUGUUUGGGUGUUUGUAAAUUAAGGUUGUAUCGGUGGCGUUGAUGUUCCAUUCUUUUAGACUACCGGUACAUGUAUCUGUAUCUAAGUUCUUUUGUAUCCACAUUCUAAGAAAUCUAUCCACUAUUUCCUUAAACAAAAACUGUACUUGUAUUGUUUUUUCUAUCAAUGUAAGAAUAUAUCCAAAAGACGCCAGACUUGAAUGAAUCUCGAAAGUUUAAAAGAAUUUACAAUUUGGUUCUGCAUUUAAUUUAUGAAUAAACUUUUUCAAUUACUAAUAUUUGA